AUGCCUCGUGGGUUCCUAGUCAAGAGGACACGCCGAGAAGGCCCCGUCUCCUACCGGAUCAGAACACUGCAGGACGACUCUCUGCCCGUGCCAAUCCCCAGUGGGGUGGUCCUACCCUCUGCCCAAAGGAAACUGCCCAGAGCAGGGGGGCUGCCGGAAUCCCGACCCCCAUCCCAGAGCCCCCUGCGCUUGGUAAGCACAGCUCUUCUGGCCAGUUGCCUUGACCGGGGCCUGAACUCUGGAUCGCCGGCACCAGGCGAAUCCGCUCCAGCAUGCGCCUCGCAGUCUCCCAGUUUGGGCUCAGCCUGUGCAGCGGCAAAGCAAGCAAAUCCCCCACCUAAGAGAGCUGGUGUGGGGCCGAGGGAGGGCACCCCAGAUGCGGUGGUCUUGCUGGGCGCCUUUGUCUGCCAGCUGUGCCAGGAGUCCUACCCCGGCCCGCUUGCCUUGGCCCAGCACUGCUGCUCCCGCAUCGCCCGAGUCGAGUACCGCUGCCAUGAAUGUAGCAAGACCUUCAGCUGCCCCGCCAACCUGGCUUCCCAUCGUCGCUGGCACAAGCCCCGAGGCGGCGGGCAUGUUGGGGGCACCAAGGAGAACGAGAGUCCCGAGGCAGCCGACGGUGCCAGCGUGCCGCACUCGGGCACCGUGGAGGGCAGCUACCGAUGCUCUCAUUGCCCUAAGCGGUUUCGGCGCCGGGCAUACCUCUGCAAGCAUUUGGCUCUGCACACUGUCACUGGGCCGGUGCUGUCCGAGAGCCAGCGACUCCAUGGCAAUCUCACUCCUCCGUGUGUUUCCUGGCCAAAGAAGCAGUUUUAG
Euleptes europaea (tarantolino) is the source of this 813-nucleotide messenger RNA. RefSeq names its product insulinoma-associated protein 1a-like. Gene Ontology annotation, molecular function: DNA-binding transcription repressor activity, RNA polymerase II-specific; RNA polymerase II cis-regulatory region sequence-specific DNA binding. Bases 1 to 813 code for a protein of 270 amino acids. Gene Ontology annotation, cellular component: transcription repressor complex; nucleus. The record is from RefSeq and is a predicted model, not a curated record. Gene Ontology annotation, biological process: neuron differentiation; negative regulation of transcription by RNA polymerase II; regulation of cell cycle process. Lineage: Eukaryota; Metazoa; Chordata; Lepidosauria; Squamata; Sphaerodactylidae. The transcript has a single exon.